UGCAGACUUCGAUUCUCGUUAGUAAAAGAUUUGGAAAAACACCACAUCUAGGGACUACGGUUGCUUCGCGUUUCUGCUAGAUUAAACCCUAGAAAACCCCCCAUUUUCUACAUAUUAUCAUCGAUCUCCUCACUUAUGACUAGCGUGCUACAGAAUUCUAUGGAGAUGGUAAUGAGCAUCUCCAGGAAAGAAUCAAAAUUGCCGAUGAAAAGAAAGAGAAAGAAGGUUGACCGGUUUAUGUUUCUUCCAGAUGACAUCCUUUUAGAUAUCCUUAAAAGGCUCCCUGAUGAUUUCCCUCGUUAUUUGGCUAAGUAUGUGUGUAGACGAUGGUUUAAUAUAAUGACUAACAGGAUCUUGCUACACGAUACUUCUUUUAUUAUCCUCCAGAAGACGGGAAACUUGACAGCACGUCAUGUGGGUAUAAGAGAAGAAGAACAAGGGAUACACGUCAUGAAAGUGCAGGAUCUUGACAUACCUCCCAUAGGCAUUAUAAGGUCUUGGGUUAACGAGCUUCUUCUGAUAUCAGAUUAUAAAAAACAAUCUCUGUAUGUUUAUAAUCUAAUCACCAAGGAAGGAUCAUAUCUUCCCGAACGUAAUAUUGCAUCAUGUGGAGGAUAUUGUACGAUCAAAUGUGGAGUUGCACUUUCUUUCAAUCUGUUCAAGGGAAUAUACAAAGUGGUUUACUUGUUUAUGGGACCACCUAUCGAAUGUCAUAUUCUUAUCUUGAGAAGAGAUAUUGUUUCUUCAAAGUGGAAAAAGAUCCAUGUUCCAUGUAUGAAUGGUGGGUCGUUUUAUUCUUCUAACCUGGUUUCAAUUCAGGGUAGGUACCUUCACUGGGAUAAUUGCAUUGAUAAUAGCCUUGUUUCCAUGGAUAUGGUGAAAGAGGAAAUUGUUGAUAUGAGUGUACCCAAUUAUGAUAAGGGAUUCGGAUUUGUGUAUACUAUUUUUGAGAUGGGUGGUUACCUGGCUUUCUUUGCUGAAAAUAGUCUGGACAAAGCUGAUAUAUGGAUUCUUAAAGAUUUUGAGAGGAAGAAGUGGGAGAAGUUGCAAUCAAUUACUCUCAAGAUGUGGUACUACAGAAGAUUGUCAGUUAGUAUUCUCCACAGAUGGUGCUACAACAGAUUUCCCCUCUGUGGCGUAAUGAGUAAAAGAUCUAGAUAUAUCAUCCUGGAAUGUAAAAGCAAUAAUAAGGGUAUGUGCUAUUAUGAUCUGAAAAAUGGAGCCAUGAAAGAGCUAGACAUCCACAUUAACGUUGAUGAUGGAUGCGUCGUUCUUUCAUCACCAAGUAUUAGAUAAUCUAAAAGCACAAAACAGAAGAGAGGAGGAAGUAUUGCCCUUUAGUUCUAUUUAUCAAAAUGAACGAUUUCGUUUUUAGUCUGACGGAUGAUGUAAGAAACAAAUCAUGUUUAAUUAAUUGACUACAG
Molecule: messenger RNA, 1424 nt
Organism: Lactuca virosa
Lineage: Eukaryota; Viridiplantae; Streptophyta; Magnoliopsida; Asterales; Asteraceae
Source: the annotation of a GenBank genome assembly